Messenger RNA from Neurospora tetraspora, 9771 nucleotides. RefSeq lists its product as uncharacterized. Lineage: Eukaryota; Fungi; Ascomycota; Sordariomycetes; Sordariales; Sordariaceae. The record is from RefSeq and is a predicted model, not a curated record. The coding region runs from base 129 to 9656 and encodes 3175 amino acids. Gene Ontology annotation, molecular function: cysteine-type deubiquitinase activity; K63-linked polyubiquitin modification-dependent protein binding. Gene Ontology annotation, cellular component: cytoplasm; nucleus. Gene Ontology annotation, biological process: protein deubiquitination involved in ubiquitin-dependent protein catabolic process. The transcript has 8 exons.
UAGGUUCCCAGACUACUCAGAACCGAUUUGGGCCCAGUUCAAGAGGACACUUGUGACUUGACUCUCGAGUCAUGGUUAGGUGAUACCGUACAAGCACAUCCUUGCCUUACCAACCCACACAUGUGGCCAUGGCUUCGAACCAGGAACUCUAUUAUCACCUGGUCCUCGCGGCCAAGGUACCCACAUCUCAACCCGAUCCCUUAGAACCGCUCAACCGGAGCCUUAUCGAUUGUGCUAUCAAGGCGUGUAACUUUCUGCGACAACAGUCUUCCGCCGGACCAUGGGACUCUCUGCUUCCUUCCCUUGAGAAGUGUAGGAGUCUCAACCAUGACGGCAUGCUCAGUAAAGCAUCACUUGAGGAGGCGUUCCGGGACAUUGGAGACAAGACGCUCAUCUUGCAUGUGGCGAGCCAAAAUGCCGGCCUCCUUAUCCGACCCAGCCCAAACGGUUCAGUGAUAUUCGAAGCCUUCGAGGCCUCCCCAUCUUUGGAGGCUGUACUGGGAGCCAAGAAUGCGCUUCUGUGGGAUUUCCCUGGUCGCGCGGCUCAGAUCCCGGCCUGCGAAUUUCAGAACGACUCGUUUAGAGCGAGUCUCGCCUUAUUCCUGGAGAAAGCCAGCAUUGAGACUCUAAACGCCCUCAAUGCGCGAGCUGUGAAGAAGCAGACUGCAGUCAUCGAGACGCGUGACACCGCCGACUGUGCGCUGAUUUCUCAGCUGCUCAUGUCCCUGUUGAUUGCUAUUGGUGGGCCCGUCAGCACUCCUAGGUUUCGGAAGAGAGUGCGUGACGAUGUCAACUUCGACAACGCAAAGAAGCCAUGGAGAAGGGCCCCUAUGUGGCUGAUAUUGCGCGUUGCCGUUCGACAGAUGCUAUGUCUUGAGCUGGGAAACGAAACAGGUCGAGCGACUUACAAGAUGUUCAUCUGCGUCGUUCUCGCUCAAUUCCUUGAACAGGCCUCAAAGGAGCUCGCGGCUGAAAUGGUGAUGACCCUCAGAGCCAAGCUGUGCCGACGCCUCGCCAAGCUGGAGUCGGACAAGCUGCAAGCAUCUGAGGCUGUUCGCCCAGUAUACGAUCAGCUCUUCGCCUGCUUGAGCCCCUGGUUCAAGACUACCAUUCAAGUCGCCACUCAAGAAGCCACCAGGGUCUGGGAGCUGCAUAAAGCUUCUGUCCAGAGAAAGAUUUCCCGUCUCCCUGCCAAGUCAGAAAUCGCCAACUUCAAACUCAAGCUUGAAAACAGUGGAAAUUAUUUGCAAUCACUUCUCUACUUGAAUCCGUAUCCCCUCAGAGAGAUACCAUGUCUCGACUUGCGCGCGAUGAAGUCUGGUAUGCUUGGACAGGCUACCAAGUUCGCCGACAGGUAUCUCAAAUUGGCUGAGCUUGAAGAUGAAAUCGAGCAAGGCAUCGAACAAGAGAUGCUACGUCCUCCUAACUCCACGGAUGGUUAUCGCCUCGGAUGUUUGCGCAUCUCUGAAAUGAUCAUCAGACUGAUCGCGGGAGUCGACGAUGCUUAUGAUAACGAUCCAGCGCAAAUGAGCCACCACAUUCUCAAUCUACUGGAUUUGUGGGUGUCGCUGGACCAGUACGCAACUUCGUUCUGUCCUCUUUUGUCGAACUAUCAUCCAUUCUUUACUCCCGAGUCACUUGACUUGCUCCAUCUUCCUUCGUUGUCCGACAUGUCCCGUCUGCAUAAGAUACAGGAGUACUUGAAGGAACGGGCAGCCACCGCCGCUGAAUCCAAAACGAUCUUCGCUCCACCGAGCCCAUCUUCGUUUGGAGUUCGAUACACCCGGGAAUGCGACGAUGGAGUCAGACUCAGUGUAGUGUGGAACAUUAUCGGCAAAAAAUGCGACCGUACCCGACACGACAAAAUCCAGGCAUGGGCCUCUGCGGUGAAUAAAUAUGAGGACCUCAAUGAGAAGAUGCAUGGAGCUGGCCCUUGUCUUUGUAUCCAAAUAUCCGAAACAGAGAGAGAUGUGAGCAAAUGCUUGCCUUGCUUGUGCAAAAGGCAGAUGCGACGAAUGGUCGUCGAGGUUCAUGAAGAUUACCUCCCCGAAGACGAAGAUGAAGCAGCAACAGUUGUCUUUGAGCUUUGUGCGCCGGACUUCUUCACUGCCUAUCGGAACGCGACUUGGAAGAUUCAUCAGACAUUAGCCCUUCAGGGGGUUUCUUCACACACGAAACCUGCAGACACCCUUUUGAGCUAUUGCCAGCUAAAGGACUUCGCAUCUGAGAGCGCCCAGUCGAGCACGUUAACCUUGGCCUCAGAAAUCAAGUCGUUUCUCUCUACUCAUUACAAGAAACCUGAAGUGAGAAACUCACCUCAGCUGCAAGAUAUUGUUCUACCUCUUGCUCUUCGCUUCGAGUACUUUGACAAGGAGUUGAAUUGUUGGGUAAAAGACCAUGAUCAUCCGUUUCAGCUUGCCCGACUUUGUGGAGUGUCUCUUCCGAAUGGUUUCGGGGCUAUUGAAGGGGCAAGAGAUGGAGGGCAGAUGACACGUCUUGUGCGAGAGCCGUCGUCAUACGAGAUUGUUGCCAAUCAAACCAAAUGCCCUACUACCAUGUCUCCAGCCGAGUUCACAGCACAUCAACAUCUACUCUCUGGAACCUCCAGGCGUUGGUUAACAAUGCUAUUGGAACUGAACACUCCGAACCUCAACUUCAGCUCUGAGGAGACUAGCCGCCUGUUUUCCGAGCUCAUUACUCAAGCCGGGACAAUGGAGAGAAGCGCUAGCGCCUUUCGAGACGCCCAUCUAGUUUUCAAGGAUGACGCUUUCUGUACUCGACUGGCCGAACAGGUUGAGCGCAGGCUGACAACGAUCAGUUGGCGAGAUGUCUUCUGUAUGGAUGUGAUUAUUUCAAUCACUCUGCGACUUCAUGAGUUGGGCUCGAGUUCCACAAAGCGCUCAGCUGACAAGCUCUUGAUGAACGCUCGUCGUGUAACAUUUCAGUGGCUCAAAGAUUUGAGAGUCGAAGUUCGUGACGCCGCCCAGGAGGAUAUAGCAGCCAGAGCAAGUGAAUAUGGAAGAUGGGCGGCCAUUAUCUGCCGCCGGACUUUUUCUGCCCACUCGCCAAAGUCGCCCAUGUCAUUGCACGAUCUUGUAACGUUUCUUGAGGCCGCUAUUGGCCUCCAAGAAAACAUGUUAGUGGAUAUUGGCAAACUUCCCCAAACUUUUAAGCUAGUCCUCAUUAGGGAUUUGAAAGCUGCAUCUAAACUGCAGUCCACGGUUUCUCGGGCAAUCAAGGCCUAUCCCCAAGUCAUCGAAACGAUCUUGGAUCCGAUUUGGCCCAAUCCAACGAGUGCCCCUCGGACAUUCUCUGACUUAAAGUUCAUGCCAUCCCCCAACUCCCGCUGGAUCGAACAGCAGAUCAAAACUAACCACGGAAAUUUUGACGAGAAGUAUACUGUACAGUUCAACUUCAUCGAGGGUUAUCUCCUUAUUGACGGAAAACCUCCCGGGACUCUGCCCGCCGAGAUUCGGGAUGCCGAAAUCGUGAGGGAACUCUUCGGCAAUCAGCAUCUAAUCACACUUCCUUCAGCAAUGCCGGGCAUGAGCCACUCGCUGUUAGUUGAGGCCCAUCAUAAACAUCAAGUUCAUUUUGGCAUCCGGGAUGGGCAAGUCAUCAUUCGUGCCAAAACCAGAGAAGGGACUGUCCUGGAACUCAUCCCUCGACACAAGUUUCGACAAGUCAAAGGGCAUGAUAUUCCCACUAGUCUUAUCAACGACUGCUUCCAUUGGAUGGCGAUUUCGGACAGAUCAAAUCCACGGCUAGAGAUAAGACAUGGCAACCCUUGGAGACUGCACGAUCACGACUGGGUGAUAGACCUCAACACGAGAAUCGCGAAACGCAGGGAACACAGACUGAUUGACCCACAAUCGAGGCUGUUCAAGAAGAUUGAGGAAAACUUCAGGCACUUUGAGCAUCCUGAACAUUUACUUGUGUACCAGCCAAGAAAAGGGAGCAUCAUUGUCAAACUUGAAAGACUGGGUCUGACCUUUCACGUCAAUCACCGAGGACUUCUAGAAAGUAGGGAAUUGCGCUCCGAGAUUGACCCCAAUCAAGACGCUGGCACCCUUUAUGGGUUUAUGAGCAAGAUAUGUCUUCGUGAUCUCCAAGAUCCAUCCCAGAGAAGCAUCAUCACUGCCAUGGGCAGAACAACAUGGACCCGCCACGGAUCACGGACAGUGGUGCAAGCAGCGCCAGUUAGUCAGUACGGAUUGUUCUCUAUUGAUAGCGUGCUGGGACGGCUUUGGUGUCUACCCGAGCCGCGGAAUCUUUAUGCGAAGGCGCUCUUCCAUGCUCUUACUUCUUCUCCGUUCCCUGAUCCACUUACUGGACGUACCGGAAGAGAAGAGGCCCAGCAUAUAUUGCAAUCCGGGCUUUGUCAACCGUGGCAGCCCUUAGACAACGACGGCCUAGCCAUGCUGCAGUUCAUUCAUCAGUACCUAUGCCCGCGUCGGGAAUACUACCCGCCAAAUCAGAGGAGACUGCAGACAGCCAUUUGGGAAAGACACUUGUCAUAUGCUCAGCAUGACGGAUAUGAUGCAAUUGUCCAGGCUAUUAUCGCCAAAUCAAAUCGUCUGUCCUCCUUCCACAACAACACAUCAACACCACCGUCGUGUUCCAGUGUUUAUAUCUCUCAUCUUCGGGAGCGUGGUUUGCUUCGGCAAUCUUUGUAUGAGACAAGCUCUUAUUCCCCUUCCAGUUUGACCGGUCAAGGAGACGAGCUGUAUCGUUCCAGAGACUGGGAUAUGACAUCACAAAGAUGUAGCAACAUUUUCCGCAUUGUACGCCAGGUUACAGAGAAUGGGUUCAAGUUUAACAGGACGAAGCGCUUGUUAGAGAUAUUGGAAGACUGGAAAGUUAUUGGAGGCUUUAAGGUAACUCCUGAACAUGACUUCUUCUCCCUGAUUGACGCCAUUGAGAGAAUACCGAGCAAUCAGUUUGGAAGCAUGGUUUCAUUUUGUUGCAACAUUCCGCCAAGCGACAAAUACGCGUUGCCGUUCAGAUUGGCACCACUGGUCUUCGGAGACAAUGCUGACAUGGACUUGGCUGUGUCGUUGGCGGCAUUCUCCCGGAUCAAAGAGCUCAAGGCUCUCGAACAGCCAAAGGGCCCUUUUUUCACGGAUUUCCGGCGUCAUGGGCCACCCACCUUGGAGAUGAUUCAAGGGAUCAUCCGACAACACUCCCCGGAGCUUCCCGUACCUAUGAACCUCCAGUCUGCCAAGUCAAGAUCCAAGUUUCAGAAGGAACAAGAAUAUCACAAACAGUUAUGCGCUUCAGAAGAAAAACGCAUUGCUGAACUGAUUCACUGUCAAUGGCCUACGGAAGCCUUGUCAUUUGAAGGCAUCGGAUCUCCUGUCAUUGACUGUUAUGAGGUUCUACAGACUCUUCAGCCACGGUGGCAGCAGCUCUGGGACAACUACCAACUUUCUCUAUGGGUAGACUCAGUUGAUGAUGUUCUAUCACAACACUCCAGUCCCUAUGAGCUUCCAACAAUGUUGAUUCCGGCAUACACUCGACCUUAUCAGUUGCCCAGGCGAAAAGCAGUUAUCCCUUCCAUUGCCAACGACCUACUCCCCAAAUCAGGCCCACAAGACUUGCUUCUCUCAGCCGCACUCGACGAGAGUCAGUCCAUGCAUUUGAAUGCAUUGGGAUCAAAGGCAGAUCGCAGGCAAGGUUCAGUCCGCCCUGAAUAUCAAGAGCUUGAAUCCAUUCUCGACAGCCUCGCCAAGGAGUCAGGCUCUAUUCGUCAAGAGUAUGCUAGUGACUUACGGAGAAGCUUAAAGGCGCUACAAAAUUCUCCUCGCCGGGUCAAACUGGAUAUUCGUCCCACCCUCGCUUUGAUGGAAAGCCAGAUUUCGUCAUGCGAGCGGUCGAUUGAAAUGCAUAUGGAAGCAAUACAACAGUCGUGGUACAGGGACGACAGCGGCUCCCCAUGGUUGAUUGCAGGUGGGCUCUGGCCGAGUGCGAGUAAAAUUACAAUGAUGGAGCAACUUCGAUCUGUGGCGGAAAAUACAUUUGGAGAUGGAAUGAAGAGUGCCCUAGUCUCCCUCGGGCUUGCGCUCACGAGAUUGCAGAAACUGCGACGGAUGAGGCAUGCUCACCUUCAGGGCAACAACCAACGAGUUCUUGAUGAACUAGCCAAUCCAGGGCAUACAAAUUGGGAUGCGGAGGAGUAUCCAGAUUUUCUGCUGCUUGAGUUGGAGAACAACAUCCUCAUUCGCGAUGAACAAUUCGAGGUUGCUCAGGCGAUUGUCUCCCCUAACUCCAAAGCGAACUCAGUUCUGCAGUUGAAUAUGGGAAAGGGAAAAACUUCAGUUAUUACGCCAAUGGCCGCAGCGAUAUUGGCAGAUAAGCAGCAGCUGUGCAGACUUAUCGUGCCCAAGGCUCUCCUCUUGCAAACAGCACAGAUCAUGCAAUCGAGGAUGGGUGGUUUGGUUGGCCGCGAGAUUCGGCAUAUUCCAUUUUCUCGGCGAACCAAAGCCGGGCCGGAGAUGCUAAACGUGUUUGAAGAGUUACACCACGAGAUACUCAAUUUUGGGGGAGUAAUUCUGGCAUUGCCGGAAUCCAUCAUGUCAUUCUCGCUCAGUGGCCUUCAAAGUAUGGUCGACUCCAAGUCGAAACAAGCGCGGCAAAUGGUCGAAUUUCAGCACUGGCUUACGGAAACCUCGAGAGACAUCCUGGAUGAAUCAGAUGUUACAUUGGCCGUCAAAACUCAGCUCAUUUACCCCAGUGGUACCGAAAAGGCUGUGGAUGGCCAUCCACACAGAUGGCAUGUUGCACAGGCUCUCCUCGGCCUUGUCGAGGCCCAUGUCCCCGACCUUCGCCAAAGGUUCGGCCGCCGCAUUGAAGUGGAAAAUCAGGGCUCGGCGUUUCCACGAGUUUACAUACUGGACGCGGAAGUCGAGCAGGAUCUGAAGCAACGCAUCAUUGAUGAUGUUUGUGCUGGAAAAUCACCCACUUUCCAUCUUGCUGACUCUGUUCAGCCGAGCGUUAGGGCAAGACUGAAACACGCUUUGAGUGAUCCUGUUGUGGAGGACUUCCAAAUCAACAAGGCGAAGCGAGCGUUUGUUGAUAGGAACUCUGCUGCUGACAAAAUCUUGCUGCUGCGAGGUUUGAUUCACAGUGGUAUUCUUCUGCUGUGUCUGAAAAAGAGGUGGAACGUACAAUACGGACUGCACCCUGAUCGCAUACCAAUUGCCGUUCCCUUCGAGGCAAAAGGUGUCCCAUCCGCCAACGCGGAGUUCGGUCAUCCUGACGUCGCCAUUAUCUUCACUUGCCUCGCCUUCUACUACUGUGGUUUGACUUUGAAGCAAUUCACCGAGUGUCUUGGCAGCGUUUUGAAGUCCGAUGAUCCGCAGUCUGAGUACGACAUCUGGACUCAGGGUUGCGCCAAUCUUCCUCAAGAUCUUCGACAGUGGAACCUGAUCAAUGCUGAAGACCAUCUCCAGGUAGACCAGCUGUGGAAGCUACUCCGGCUCAACAGGGCAGUCUUGAACUAUUACCUAAACACAUUUGUGUUCCCGAAACACUGCAAGCAGUUUGAAGUCAAGCUUCAGACAUCUGGCUGGGAUAUUCCUCUUUUUCCCAGGACGACCGACAAACAAGCUCAAUCAGCUCGAACAACUGGCUUCAGCGGUACGAACGACAACAAAUACUUGCUUCCACUUACCAUCAAGCAAGAUGACCUUCCCAGUUUGUCGCAGACUAACGCUGAAGUCCUCUCUUAUCUCCUUGAGAAAAGAAACCGGCGGUACGAGAGGUUGGCUGAUCAUAGCGGGAGAAGACUAACGGAGUAUGGGCUCCUUAAACGCUUGUCACAGACAAAAAUACGCAUCCUCAUUGAUGCCGGUGCGUUUGUGCUGGAGAUGAAGAAUCAUGAAGUGGCAAAGGAAUGGUUGAAGCUUGACACUUUUAGCCCAGCGGCGAUCUUUUUCAAUGAAGAGAACAAGGCCAUGGUGCUCUCUCGCGGAUCCAAAAAGCCGGUUCCGUUGCUGGCCACCCCGUAUGCGGAAAACCUGGCAGAGUGCUUGGUGUAUCUCGACGAAGCGCACACCCGCGGGACAGAUCUCAAACUGCCGCAAAAUGCUUAUGGAGCCCUGACCCUGGCAUUGAAUCAAACGAAGGAUCACACUGUCCAAGCCGCUAUGAGACUUCGACAACUCGGCACAACGCAGUCAGUAGUCUUCUGUGCGCCACCCGAGGUCGAUCAUGACAUUCGGAAAGUGUGUCAGCUCCGUUGGUUGGAUUACGUCGAUUCCGGACAUUGCGUACGGUGGCUUCUUGAAAUGACAUGCCGUGCUAAUGAAAGCCUUCGCCCCUUGUACGUGGCACAGGGGACUGAUUUCUGCAGGCGGAUGAAUUCUGCGUGGGAACAUCCCAACUUUGUUGGUUCAACCAAACACCGGGAGGCCCACAUGAGCGUGAUUCUACAGAAGGAGAGCUCGACAUUGAAGGAGAUUUAUGGAAGCAAAGCGCAAAGUUUAGGUUUGGACGGCGCUUCUCUGGCCAUCACAAAUCCCGAGCUGCGAUCCUUCUAUGGCACGCUCACCAAGAAAAAGAAAGACCUCACCCAUACCGUGUCCGAGGCCUUUGCCUGUGCUCUUGACGAAGUAGAACAGGAGCGCGAAGUCGAGUUCCAGGUUGAGGAGAUCCGUCAGGUGCGCAAGCCCACGCACUACGAUGCCUUGGAAUUUCCCGGGAUGCAUCCAAACAUCGUGCGAUUCAUAGAGAAGGGUGUGCUCCGGGGCACGGAUGGCUACGAGCAUGCCUUCACUGCCCUAGGGAGGACGACACUGGGAAGAAAGCACGAGGUCCGCUCAACAGGCUCGAAACUCUACGUGUCAGCAGAAUUCCGGCGCACUAUUUCAGUCAGCAAAGACCCGAGCGAUAACUUUUUUAGACCCGUAGAAUGGAUCCUCUACGCUCCCCGCACUCAGACAGCCUUGGUACUCAUUCCCGAGGAAGCCGAGAUUGCAAUCCCCAUGUUGCGUGUCGCUAAAACCCGUAGCCCGGUCCAUCUCAUCCCUUACGCCUCGCCAGUCACGCGAAACAUGACCUCGCUAGGCCGGCUUACCUACUACGCCUUCCCUUCGCUGCCUAAGGGCACCGUCAUCCCAGACUGGCUUACAAUCGAGAUCGGAAUCCUCGCUGGCCGUCUUUACUUUGACUUUGCCGAGUACGACGCCGUAAACAAGUAUCUCCAAGCCGGCAAGACCAACGAAGCAGAAGGUGAAGGCGCCGAGGACAAUUGCAGACAAGCAUCUUUGCCAGUGGAUGACAACAAUCAAGUGGCAUUUGCAAAGAAUCCCCUCGGUUUCGUCCUCGAUUGGCUCACGCAGCGGAGACGGGGGCAGGAUAUUACGCAUACGCCUAUGGGCUAUGUGUGUCAGCGUCGCAAGCUGAGCGCUGAACAUCCGUUCUUCAGGUCGCCGGAGGCGGAGGUCCCGGAGGUUAGUGGAAUGUCACCUAAGAGAAGCAACGAUGAGGAUGAUGAGUCAGACUCGGACGGAGAGUAUGACAUGUUGGAGGAGAUGGACCAGUCGGAUGGUGAUGGUGAUGAUGGGUCUGCGGUUGAAGAAUGGGAUCUUGGGGACGAGGAAGAGAGACAUGAUUCUUUCGAGGAUGAUACCAGUGUUACAGACGAUGAAAAGUGAUGAUGUGGUGUUGGUUUGUCAAGCUGGAAAAGGGCGUUAUUUGCUUUGAACAUUUGCUCAUGGCGGGUCUUUUGUUGUGGCGGAGUUUUAUCGGAUUUUCCAGGAAACCCGGUUU